This is a messenger RNA of Andrographis paniculata, 994 nucleotides long. RefSeq names its product CRIB domain-containing protein RIC10-like. The transcript is spliced from 4 exons. Lineage: Eukaryota; Viridiplantae; Streptophyta; Magnoliopsida; Lamiales; Acanthaceae. The record is from RefSeq and is a predicted model, not a curated record. The coding region runs from base 354 to 851 and encodes 165 amino acids.
CAUUUCUCUCUCUCUCUCUCUCUGCUUCUUCCUCCUCCUCUUCUUCUUCUUCUUCUUCUUCUUCUUCUUCUGUUCGUCAGUUUUCUCAACUCCCAAACUUUAGGCAUUAUCUUGGAUUUCUAAGCUUUUUAUUUGGGGAAUCCUUUGAUUUGUUUGGUGGACUGAAGUUGGAUUUGCAUGAAUGCUUUUCUUAUGCAGCAAUGGGGAAGAAGCCUCUGUGUUGAAUCUCCAUACAAACUUGCAGUAAGUUCCCACUUAAAUUAGGGAAAAAAGGAGACAGCUUUCCGGCAAAUAAGGAAGGAAGGGAGGCUGAUUCGGAUUCAGAUUCUACAUCUGGGAACCCUAAUUCGAAAAUGGGAACGAGAAUGAAAGGGAUCUACAAGGGCUUCAAAUACACCCUGUCUCAAAUAUUCGUGAUGAAGGCAGAGGAGCGUGAGAUGCAGAUUGGGCACCCGACAGAUGUCAAGCAUUUGGCUCACAUUGGGUGGGAUGGCCAUGGCGGCUCUUCUGGGAAUUCAGCCCCCAGCUGGAUGAAUGAAUUCAAGACAGGCCCAGAUUUUGCAGCAACAUCAAUUAACGGGAAUUCUUUCUCUGGCCCUUAUCCAUGGUCCUCACAAGAUUUUAGUGAAUCCAUGAGACAGCCAUCCCCUGAACAACCCGAAACUUGCAAGGAUUCACCGGCAUUGCCCGAGCUCCCAAACAUGAAGAAAAAGCAAAAGAGGAAGCUGAAAUCGAAGUCGACCUCUUAUGUUUCCUCUUCGUUGUGGUCAUCAUCGGCGCGUGGAGCCAAGUCUAAGUUGGGUUUCAUGGAGAACGGAGGCAAGACGACCGACAUCCAAGUUUCAUCGUAGAAUUAGAGAACCCUUUUAUCUCAAUGGUGUGCUAAUGAAAUCUUUUGGUGAUUUCUUCUCUUAUUUAAGGUUGUGAGGACAUUGUAAAGAAUUUGCUAACGUUGUACGAGGAAUUGUUAUGAUGUAUAUUGGUGAUUUAAUAA